AUGUGCGCUUUUCGUUGUUUGGCAAGUCUUCUUUCGCUACUUGUGGUGAAGGCCGCCCGCCCGCGCCUUGAACUUGUGAGUCAGGAGGCCUUUGUGGCCGAGCUAGAGAGCGACCAGAGCAACUUUUGGAAAGAUCCGUGCGCCGAGUUGGGUGCCAAAAGAAAGCGGAAGCUUUCAAGAAUCUUCAAGAAAGACACCUUGUGCCAAUGCCAAGAGGGUUUGUUCACAAAUGCCCACUGUGAGAAAUCUUUGGUGGACGAGUUUAUCUUGACAGAGACUCCCUCCAAGUGCCGGAUGUGA
Durusdinium trenchii is the source of this 300-nucleotide messenger RNA. Lineage: Eukaryota; Dinophyceae; Suessiales; Symbiodiniaceae. The record is from the annotation of a GenBank genome assembly.